AUGCCGACGACAAAAGCGGUUGUUAAGCAAGCAGACAUGCUGGAGGAGAUGCAACAGGAGGCGGUGAACCACGCCUACGAAGCUCUUCGAUGUGAAGGUCAGUACAUGGAUAUUGCAAAACACGUCCGAUGCCACUUUGAUCGUAUAUAUGGCCCUUCCUGGAGUUGUGUUGUUGGCAAGGACUUUGGAACGUCGUUUGCCUACGAACGCAAGCACCUAAUCUCCUUUGAAAUGAAAGGCGUUACCUUCCUGUUAUUCCGGGGCGCAUAG
Molecule: messenger RNA, 270 nt
Organism: Dibothriocephalus latus
Lineage: Eukaryota; Metazoa; Platyhelminthes; Cestoda; Diphyllobothriidea; Diphyllobothriidae
Source: the annotation of a GenBank genome assembly